GUGAAUACCGAUUUAAAUUUCUAUUGCCGGAAGGUUUUCUUGUCCGUGUUUGGUUUGUCUGUAAUAAGACUGGUGCCGAAGAAAGUAGUCAUCAUGGCGGCCGUGUUCGUUCCCUUGCGGCGCGGAAUAAGAGAACUUUCUGGGAAAACAUCGUCCGUAAGGUUUCCUUUUCACAGAUCAAGAUCAAGGCAGUUUCACCCACGAGAAAGAACUCCCGGCCAGAAUGGAAGAACAUCCGGAAAAAAUGAAAAUCAGCCCGAAAUUUCAGACGAUGUCAGUAAAUUACGGAUGAUUGUGCGUCCUUUGGGGUUCACAGUGCUGACAGGAGUAGUGAGCUUUGGAACAUGUUCAAUUAUAAACUAUGAACGAGUCAGAAAUUUGUAUGUGCAAGGAAAAAGAACAAACAAGUCUUCUUCUCAUUCUUCCAAGUCAUUUGACUUCCGCAAUAUGUUAAAUAAAUGGUGGAACUCUUUGCAUGGAGGCUCAAAGACAGCAGCUGUGAUUAUCUUCAUAAACACAGCAGUGCUUUUGUUAUGGUAUCAACCUAGAUUACAUUUGUUCAUGUACAAGUGGUUUACAACAUCUCCAUUCUCAGGCUCAAGUCUGACAAUGCUGACAUCUGUCUUUAGUCAUAAAGAAAUCUGGCAUUUAUCUAUCAACAUGUUUGUGCUCUGGAAUUUUGCACCUCAUUUAGAAGCUCUUCUUGGCAAAGAACAGUUUAUUGCAUUUUACAUUACUGGAGGUGUUUUUGCUUCAUUCUUGAGUCAGGCAUGCAGAAUUGGUUUCACCAAUGCAUUUCGUGUAGGUGCUUCACUAGGAGCGUCAGGGGCAUUGCUUGCGUGUUUAUCGCUUGUGUGCAUCAAUGAACCAGAUUUGCGCUUGUCUAUUGUGUUUCUGCCGUUUUUUACAUUCCCUGCUGGAGUGGGCCUCCUAGCUGUAGCUGGCUUUGACUUGCUAGGAUUGUUGAUGCGUUGGAGAGUGUUUGAUCAUGCGGCACAUCUCGGUGGUGUUUUAUUUGGGGCGCUAUACCUAAAAUACGGAAGUUAUUAUAUUUGGCAGAAGCGUGGCUGGUUCGUUUCUGAGUGGCACAAGCUGCGAGAGGGAAGCAAAAGAACUUGAAUCCUGUAACAUCUGUAGGACGCAUCUUCAGAUCUUCUGUCUUAAAUAAGAAGAAACGGGUCUGACUACGCAGAAAGCCUCUUAUAUGCGCACAUGUUGGAAACUUUACCGUCUUGUUUUAAACGAGAGCUUUUUUCAAGAAAGACAUCGAUUUUGGUUUCCCGUGCAAAAGCGGCUCGCGAUAGAUCCCAGGGAGGGAUGCCAAGGCUUUAUUGUUUGCUUGAUGUUACCGCCAACAGGCUUGUCUGUUUGAUCAAAGGGGGAAGUUUCUAAAGAUACUGUUAUGCUGCGUCGGUGUGAGAGUGUAACAGGGUAAUUUAGUAUUGCCAACUGAGUUGAUAACGUAAAUUGGCCACCGUUAAGAGUUUCGAAGCUGACGUUUCGAGCGUUAGCCCUUCGUCAGAGCGAAUAAGGGCUCCCUAAAACCCCUCCCCUCCCCCCAUUCACUCUGACGAAGGGAUAACGCUCGAAACGUCAGCUUGUAGACUCUUUACAGUGGCCAAUUUACAUUAUCAACUCAGUUGACAAGACUGAAUUACCUUGGUUGCUUGAUUUACUUGAAAGAUGACAAAGUCGUAUAAAAUUUGCGAGGAGAACUUAUGGAUGGUUUCUAAUCCCGUAUUGCAUCUUAGGACCUCGUCGGUCACUUGCACAGAAUAUUGACUCCCUUCCUGUAUUUGAUAAUUCUGAAAAUAUGUUAUUUUCAGCGCUAAGAUGAUCUGUCUUGAAACAUAAGCUUUCACUGUUAUACCGAGUAUGCGCAAACCACUAAUCUAAAAGAGAUAUGGGACGGGCCAAUCUCGUUCUCAGCGCCACUCGGUUUUUCUUAUGGUCUUUCGUGUCGCCGACCACGUGACCAAAGAAAUGAGGACUCCUCAAAUGAGAAUGAGGUAAGGCGAGUUACAGCCGCCAGUGAGUUUUUUUUCUCCUUUACGUGAGGGAACACAGGACGCGAUUGUCGCCUCGUCUCAAUGUCCUGUCCUAGGCUCCAACCCCCUCUCAUCAGCCCACGCUUUCCUUUGGAUAACUCUUUAUGUUUCAUUAUUUACUGGAAACGCAAAUUUACGGAAUCUAGCAGCUGUUUGUAAAUGGCCAAGAUCGUUUUCAAGGGAAAAAAACUAAAAAAGCAUCGUUAAUACAUUCUGACAAUAUCAAACAAACAAACUUUUGAAGAAAUGUAAUUCGGUGUUAUUAACUGAGUUGACGAGGGGAGAACGCUUGAAACUUUUAACAGUGGCCAAUUUACGUUAUCAACUCGGUCGAUAAUACAAAAUUACCUUGUUAUACUCUCCCACCGACGCAGCACCACGGCUUCUUUAGAAACUUGCCUCCUUUAUUUGGAAGAAAUGUACGAGUUUACUUUGACGAAGAAAACAUGAUGCGCUAAAGUAUAAGUUCAUUUCUUAAAUUUAAGAUCAUUAAAAUUAUUGAAAAAAAAUGACCAAAACUACCAAUAGAAAAGCAUUUUCUUGCUUCCGA
Molecule: messenger RNA, 2598 nt
Organism: Pocillopora damicornis (cauliflower coral)
Lineage: Eukaryota; Metazoa; Cnidaria; Anthozoa; Scleractinia; Pocilloporidae
Product: presenilin-associated rhomboid-like protein, mitochondrial
Cellular component (GO): membrane
Molecular function (GO): serine-type endopeptidase activity
Source: RefSeq, a predicted model, not a curated record